AUGCAACACAUUUGCCUAGCGCUGUCGCUGCUGCUGCUGCUUGACACUGGAACUAGUGCGGCCACGCCCACACCAUUAACUUAUGCAAACUUUACGGAGCUCUCGGAGGCGGUGCACGCCUCCCUGCUGGCGCACGAGCGGCAGCAACAGCAGCGCCAAUCGCUGCAUGGCCGGGCCAAGCGGGCGGUGAAGCGUGUUUGCUACGGUGAGCUCGGAUGCUUUGAGGACUCGGGCCCAUUUGCCUACCUGGAGAUGCUGCCCUCGUCGCCGGAGGAGAUAAACACAAAGUUCUAUUUCUACUCGACGCGCCAGCGCUCGGAUCGGCCGCUCAUGGAGUUGUCCUUCUUGAACAUGACGGCGGCGUUUGCCAAGGCSAAGGCCAAGCGCGAGUCCGACAGUCCGCCAGCUCCGACGGUCACAACGAGCGCCCCAGCGGGCACAGCCUCGAUGCCUGGCCUCAACACGAGCACAGAGAAGCUGCCCGGCAUGGGUGGCAGCCCGAAGAAGCCGCCGCAGCCUUCCAUCGAUGACCUCGAGGGCUUCGAUGAGCUCUCCGUGCGCGUUAUUGUCCAUGGCUUCGGAUCGGCCUGUCCCCACGUCUGGAUCUACGAAAUGAAAACGGCACUGAUGGCUGUGGAGGAUUGCAUUGUUAUUUGCGUGGACUGGGAGAACGGAGCCACCUUUCCGAAUUACGUGCGUGCCGCGGCGAACACGCGUCUGGUGGGCAAGCAGUUGGCGAUGCUGCUCCGGAAUCUGCAGCAGCACAAGGGCCUCAAUCUGAUGCGCACGCAUGUGAUUGGCUUUAGCCUUGGGGCGCAUGUCUCCGGUUUUGCGGGCGCCGAGCUGCCCGGCCUGUCGCGCAUCACGGGCCUCGAUCCGGCUGGGCCGCUGUUCGAGGCGCAGCAUCCGAAGGUUCGGCUGGACAGCAGCGAUGCGGAGUUCGUCGACGUUAUCCACUCGAAUGGCGAGAAUCUUAUAUUGGGCGGCCUGGGCUCCUGGCAGCCCAUGGGCCACGUGGACUACUAUCCGAACGGAGGGCGGGUGCAGACGGGCUGCUCCAAUCUGUUUGUGGGCGCGGUCACGGACUUCAUUUGGUCUGCCCAGGCGGCCGAGGACGAGGAGGGGCGCUCGCUCUGUAAUCAUCGUCGCGCCUAUAAGUUCUUCAUCGACUCCGUGGCACCACGCUGCAUGUUUCCCGCCUUUCCCUGCGCCAACUACGACGACUUUCUGAAGGGCAAGUGCUUCCCGUGCGCCCAGGACGAUGAGGAUCUGGCCGAGGGCGUGCCACGCUGCGGCAACAUGGGCUACUACGCGGACAGAUCGACGGGCCGCGGCCAGCUCUAUCUGCUGACACGCGAGGAGGAGCCCUUCUGCGCGCAUCAGUUCCAGCUGCAGAUCUUUAACUCGUUCAACGAUCUGCCCCUGCGCACGAUUGGCCGCCUGGAGGCCAUACUCGAGGGCGAUGGCGGCCUCAACGAGACUUUCGAAAUAUCCGAGAAGGACGAUGCCGAGUUCUUUGCCGGCGACAUUGUAUCCAAGAUAAUUGUGCCGCAUCCGGCGCUGGGCUUCCCCACCACGUUGAGCCUGCACUACAAGUCCUACAGCGGCUGGCUGUCGAAGGGCCUGCCCCACUGGGACAUUGACAAGGUGGUGCUGACGGACAGCUUCGGGCGCAGCCACUCGCUGUGCCGCCCCAGCACCAAGCUGAGCAGCGGCAGUCCCGUGCGCAUGCGCCUCCAGGCGGGCAACUGUGAGCUGGACAACCAGGAGGACUAUGGCGCCUAUACCACCACCCAGCCGCCGGCCUCGUUGUCUGCCAGCACGGACGCGCCCGUGGCCGACUCCAGUGUGCAGGAAACGGGUCUGAGUGCCAGCGUUGACGGUGUCGAGAGCGUCAAGCAGCGCAAGGACAUCUUCAACCUGGGCACCAGCUUCAAGCUGGCCGAGAAUCAGACCUACCCGCUGGACCAGACCGAUGAGCUGCCCUGGCAGCCCAUACUCGUGGGCAAUUCCCUGGACAAGGACAACAAUGAGGCCGAGGCAGCCGAGUCGAGUCGCAGUCUGUCCGACGCCCUGUCGCCCGGUCAGCAGCCCGCCGCUGAGAUUUUCGAGCCCGUACUCAAGGACCGACGUCUGGCCGUGAACCGUGGCCGCAACCUGCAUGAGCUACACGCCAGCGCCGGGGAGAUUGUCGAGCCGGUGCUCAAGGCCACCACGCCGCGCACCAAGCACGGCAAGGACCUGCAGCUGACUGAGCCCGAGGAUAGCAAUGCCACAGCCAGCUCGACGGACAGUCCCAUCAGUCCAGCGAGUUCGGCCAAUCCAGCCGUGGCUACGGUACCCAAAAUGAUGGCUCAGCUGUCGAGCGGCUCCGAUGAGCCGCAAACGGUGCAGCUGCUGCCCUUCCGGCUAGGCGAACUGCUGCAACGGGCCGAGCGCUACGCCCGGGAGACGCUGCUGCCGCUCAUCUCAGUGCAGGCGCCGCGAUUCUUCGGCUUCAAUGUGACGCCGCACGAGCGGGUCGGCGAGUCCCGCAAGCCUCGCUAUAUACCGCGCUACGAGGAGUCCGCUUUCAUCAACAGCAGCAGCAGCAGCGGCAGUAGGCAGCAGCGCCGCAGCUCCGACUCCCCCGAGUCCACAGACCAAGCGGCCCGCCGCAAUCUAUUCCGGCUGCUGCGCUCCGAUGCAGCGCGUGGUCGUGCCGCCCAGCAGCCCAUCACGGCCGCCGCGCCAGUGGCCAGCAGCGAGACGCAGCCGAGGGACUUCAACUACUACACGAAUAUGCUGCACUCGGAGUCCCGUUCCAUGCGGCCCGAGGCGCCCGAGUAUCGUCCCGUUUUCAUUGAGCUGCCCACGUACCGGCCGCCAGUGGGCGGCAAGGCGAAGGCCUUGCGGCGGGCGCGCAGCCAGCUGAGUCCCUGAGAGACGAAGGGGUGCGCGGGGGGAGAACAGCUAGGAAUAUAUGUAUAAACACUAUGUGAUAUGGAUAAGCCGAGUGUGGGGCGCGGCGCGUCUGCUCAGCGGCUGCGUCGAGUGAAAUCUGUCUGUGCUGGCCUGAAA
This is a messenger RNA of Drosophila arizonae, 3060 nucleotides long. RefSeq lists its product as uncharacterized. NCBI's taxonomy places the organism in Eukaryota, Metazoa, Arthropoda, Insecta, Diptera, Drosophilidae. Gene Ontology annotation, biological process: lipid catabolic process. Gene Ontology annotation, molecular function: lipase activity. The record is from RefSeq and is a predicted model, not a curated record.